GCGGGUGUGGUUCGAGUUCGGUUCCCAGACCGGGUCGGGACACCUCUGGGGACGACCCAUCCCUCCGAGGAGGCUGUGCGGGGCCCCAUCACUUUUUGCAGCGGGACGUACGGGGCGCCCCGGGGGUCAGGGAAAGCUUCCUGGAGGCGGUGGUCUUCAUUAUUGGCAGUGGAGCUCCUUGAGUCCAGCCUGCCCCAGGUGGCAGCUCACACUGGGCCUCGGAUGCCUUUCUACCAUGUGCUGUGGUUUUCCGCCCCACCCCUGGAGAGGAUCAGGCUGUCUGUGACCUCCCUCCCCAACCUGCUGCAGCUCCCCGCUCUUGAUGGGCUCAAGCCUUGGUGGGCCGCUCGGGGAGGGACUGGUGUAGUGGGUCUGUCUGGCUGGCCCAGGUUCGCAGAGCACUUGCACACAUGCUGGAAGCCCUCUGGCCACCCCUGACCACUGCCCCGCAUCUUUCAGAAUGGCACUCAGAAGUCAUGGGACUUCAUGAAGACACAUGACAGUGUGGCCAUUCUCAUGUUCAACUCUUCCCAGCAGAGCCUGGUGUUGGUGAAGCAGUUCCGGCCAGCUGUGUACGUGGGCGAGGUGGAACGCCACUUCCCAGGGUCCCUGGCUGCUGUGGACCACGACGGAGGCCGGGAGCUGCGGGUGGCACUGCCUGGCUCAGCGGGGGUCACAUAUGAGCUGUGUGCGGGCCUCGUGGACCAGCCUGGGCUGUCGCUGGAGGAAGUGGCCUGCACAGAGGCUUGGGAGGAGUGUGGCUACCGCCUGUCUCCCUCUGACCUGCGCCGGGUCGCCACCUACAAGUCUGGUGUGGGACUCACUGGCUCCAGCCAGACUAUGUUCUACGCAGAGGUGACGGAUGCCCAGCGGGACGGCCCGGGCGGGGGCCUGGCGGAGGAGGGUGCGCUCAUUGAGGUCGUGCACCUGCCUCUGGAUGGUGCCCGCGCCUUCGCGGAUGACCCAGCUGUCCCCAAGACCCUCGGUGUCAUCUUCGGCAUCUCGUGGUUCUUCAGUCGUGUGGCCCCUGGCCUGCGUCCCCAGUGAGACUCCAGGGGCCCAAGACCAAGGCUACUUCUGGCCACUUGGCCUGCAGAUGAAAAUAAAGGCUUGUGUGGCUCUA
Molecule: messenger RNA, 1123 nt
Organism: Lontra canadensis (Northern American river otter)
Lineage: Eukaryota; Metazoa; Chordata; Mammalia; Carnivora; Mustelidae
Gene: NUDT14
Product: nudix hydrolase 14
Exons: 5
Coding region: 487-1047 (186 amino acids)
Biological process (GO): ribose phosphate metabolic process; nucleoside phosphate metabolic process
Molecular function (GO): UDP-sugar diphosphatase activity; metal ion binding
Source: RefSeq, a predicted model, not a curated record